UCAUCGACGCUGUGAACGGGCGCGUUGUUAAAUAACGAGAGGGGGAGACAGACUCGAGUGGAGAACGGCCGCUCGUGCUGCUGGAGCUUCUCAGGGACCAUCAACAGGGAGUGCAACCGACGACAGAGCUUAGAGCUGGGGGUAUGAAAGCUGCCAGAAUCCGCUCCCAUCCUCUUCUGCCCAAGCCCCUAUCCGACUGACAACCAUCGGAUCAGAACCUCCACCGAAACAGCUCUCGGACGAACCCAAUAUCGGUGACGACUUGCAACCAUGGAGCUGAGAGUGGGGAACAAGUACCGGCUCGGGCGAAAGAUAGGGAGUGGUUCUUUUGGAGACAUUUACCUUGGUGCCAACAUUGCCACCGGUGAGGAGGUAGCCAUCAAGCUUGAAUGUGUAAAGACCAAACACCCACAAUUGCAUAUUGAAAGCAAGUUCUACAAGAUGAUGCAAGGAGGAGUGGGUAUUCCAUCAAUUAAGUGGUGUGGUGCAGAGGGAGACUACAACGUGAUGGUAAUGGAGCUGCUCGGUCCUAGUCUGGAGGAUCUUUUCAACUUUUGCUCCCGGAAGUUCAGCUUAAAGACUGUCCUGCUUUUGGCAGACCAGAUGAUUAGCCGCAUCGAGUACAUCCACUCCAAGAAUUUCAUCCAUCGGGAUGUGAAACCUGACAACUUCUUAAUGGGACUUGGCAAGAAGGGUAACCUGGUGUACAUCAUUGACUUUGGCCUAGCCAAAAAGUACCGUGAUGCCCGCACACACCAGCACAUCCCUUACAGGGAGAACAAGAACCUGACUGGCACGGCACGCUACGCCUCCAUCAACACACAUCUUGGAAUUGAGCAGUCCAGACGUGAUGACCUGGAGUCUCUCGGCUAUGUCCUCAUGUACUUCAACCUGGGUUCCCUCCCCUGGCAGGGUCUCAAGGCUGCGACCAAGAGACAGAAGUAUGAACGAAUCAGCGAGAAGAAAAUGUCCACACCCAUCGAGGUUCUUUGCAAAGGAUACCCUUCUGAGUUCUCCACAUACCUGAAUUUUUGCCGUUCACUUCGUUUUGAUGACAAGCCAGACUACUCCUACCUACGACAGCUCUUCAGGAAUCUUUUCCACCGACAGGGAUUCUCCUACGAUUAUGUCUUUGACUGGAACAUGCUCAAAUUUGGUGCCAGUCGGACAGCUGAGGAUGGGGAUCGGGAGAGGAGGACAGGAGAUGAGAGGGAUGAGCGGAUCGGAGGAGCCCCCAGGGGGUCUGCAUCACGAGGCCUCCCUCCUGGUCCAAACCCUGGAGCUCCCAACAGAGUCAGGAACGGGCCAGAGCAGGGCAUCUCUAACCCUGCCUCACGGGUCCAGCAGUCUGGGAACACGUCACCACGUGCAAUUUCUCGUGCAGAGAGGGAGAGGAAGGUGAGCAUGCGGCUCCACCGAGGAGCUCCUGCCAACGUAUCAUCCUCGGACCUCACAGCCCGCCACGACCAAUCCCGAAUUUCCACAUCACAGGUCAGCGUGCCAUUUGAGCACAUGGGGAAGUAGAAGUCUUUGGCUCUGCAUGCACGUGAAACUGACAGGGCUGCAACGUAUAUUCAUAUUCUCCAGUUUAUUUUCCUUUAUUUUUUACCUUGUCUUAUUACAAGAUGAUUGCCAAUGGACACAUGGAUCUUUGCAAAAGGACUGUACAAAUUUUAAAGGACCCAGGGGAAGCACAUGACAGCAUCCAACAUGUGCUCUUUCAUGAACCCUCUUUUACAGAGCCCUGGAUCACCACAAUACAGAAAGCAAAUGAAUGACAGUGCUACACCAUUGUUAAUCCAUGGUUGCUCAUACCUGUUCCCCUUUUCCUCGAAGCAUUCCCCCAAUACCUUCUGUCUGACAAAUGUGAAAGAACUGUUGGCAACAAAGAAGCAAAAAGGUAUCAGGGACACACGCAUGUUUCUCGUCAAAGGUCAACUUUGUGAUUGAUAUAGGUUUUAGUAAGGAUUUAUCUUUUUCAGUUUUAACACAGCAAAAACAACUUUGCAGUGAAUAUCGUUUCUUUUAUCCUUUUAUGAGGACAUCUUAAAUUAGAGCUUGUUAGGAGUUUCCUUUCUUUGCAUUUUUGACAGAAGUAACAGCUAAAAGAAGAAGAGGUGGGUGGGGAGAGAAGAUUGGUGAGAGGGUAGUGGGCAGAAAGAAAGGCAACUUUUGAAAAAGUUAAAGUAAGUGAUGUUUUAGCUGUUGUAGAUUAAUGUUUCUGGUGAAGUAGCAAUUGGUCCUUGCUUGCCCUUCAUCCAUCCACCUUGUAAUGAUAUACUGUCCCUCAAAACUCAGCCACCAAAAUCUCCACCACCCCUUAUUUUUGCCUGUUUUGAAUUGCGUGUUUUCUUUGGUUUUAACAUAAGUGGGGUAAGGUGAAGAAUGACCAUAGAUAUUGCAAAGACACACUCCCAAGUCUUGAGGGAAGCUCCUCAGGAAAUUCUCAGUGUAUUUGACCAGAGACCAUAGCUGCCCAUUUUUGGCUAACAAAUAGUGGCUGCAAUUUUUAUGAUAGUUCUUAAUGUUACCUUUUUUAUUCUUUUGUUAUUGGAAGUUUUAGGGGAGUGGGCAGGCUCUGAUAGGGAUGUCAUUUGGGGGAUGGGGCAUCAAAUGAUUUUUUUUUUUUUUUUAAUGUUUACUCCACUGUAAAUAUUUUUUUUAUUUUGAUGUAAAGCCAAAAUGUGGUUAUUUGUUUUAAGAUGUAAAGUAGAAAAUGCAAACUAAUGACAAAAAUAGGGGCUGGGUUCAGAAGUUUAGGUAUUUAAAGUACUAAAUUGUGGGAUGGGCUACUGUUGCUUUGCCAGCUGGGUCAUCCAACAUUUUGUGUGUGUGUGUGUGUGUGUGUGUAUGUUUGUGUGUGUGUUUGAGAGACAAAAUUGAUACAGUGAAUCCCUGCUAAUACAAGACUCAUUUUGUCUUUGUUUGAAUGCAGAUUGUUUUUAUCUUUGUUCUCUCUACUAUUUAUGUUAAACUAUUGCUAUUUGUUGGAUGUAACUCUGUUCUUUAUUCUCUUAUUCUUGUCUCAUUUCAUCCUCCUGUAACUUAUUAGAAUUACUUUCUUCAGUUUUUUUCUUUUUUUGGCUAUCCCUUUGUUCUUCUGUUAUGCUUCAAAGGUUGUCUGUCCACCUCAUGUAAUACAUAGGGCUUUCAAUAUUCCCUCUGCAAAAAUGAUCCACUAAUAGUUUGAUGUCACCUUUGGAUUUUAACCUCCAGCAACCUUGAUGAUGUCAUUCAGAAGAAAACAUAGCUGAUGCAAUUGCAGGGAUGUGUAAAUAGCGGUUUACUGUGUGUAAUUACCUUUGUACAGGCCACCAUGACCCAGUGGCAUUGGAACUUUUGGGUUGGGGAUGAUAUUGAAUAAUCUGAGGCAAUGGGGGGAUUUCACUUUAUGUAUUGUGUACUGAUAGCUUGUACAGUUCUUUAACACACUUUAUUUACAACAGUAUUUGUGUAUAUUUUAUGAAGUAAUAAAAAUGAAUAACGUUGCUCACAA
This is a messenger RNA of Lates calcarifer (barramundi perch), 3496 nucleotides long. RefSeq names its product casein kinase I. Gene Ontology annotation, molecular function: ATP binding; protein serine/threonine kinase activity. Gene Ontology annotation, cellular component: cytoplasm; nucleus. Gene Ontology annotation, biological process: signal transduction; endocytosis; peptidyl-serine phosphorylation. The record is from RefSeq and is a predicted model, not a curated record. The transcript has 11 exons. Lineage: Eukaryota; Metazoa; Chordata; Actinopteri; Centropomidae. Bases 271 to 1524 code for a protein of 417 amino acids.